Messenger RNA from Pelodiscus sinensis (Chinese soft-shelled turtle), 3372 nucleotides. Lineage: Eukaryota; Metazoa; Chordata; Testudines; Trionychidae. The record is from RefSeq and is a predicted model, not a curated record.
CUUUUUUAUAAGGCUAUCUGUCUUUACAGUGUCUUCAUCAAGUAUGCAUUCUGUGGAUUUGUUUCAUUUUAAAGGCUGUCUCAUUUCAGGAUUUAGAAGGUCCAAGAAUGUAGAUCUUUGGAGCAAGAUAACUGAACUGUUGUACAAGGAUGGACGUUAUUGCCAGACGCCUCCAGGACCGUCUGAAGCUGUUGGCUAUUUUCUUUAUAACUUGAUUGACAGCAUGAGUGACUCAGAGGUACAGGCCAAGGAGGAGCAUUUGAGACAAUACUUCCAUCAGCUGAAGAAGAUGAAUAUAGUAAUCCCUCCAAACAUCUACAGAGGCAUUCGCAACGUGCUGGACUCCUAUCAUGUUCCUGAAUUAAUUAAGGAUAUAAUGUUAGUGGUGGAUAGUGAAAAGUUGUCAGCAGCAGACAUUCCAAAAAACACUGAACUUGAAGUGUUGUCUUUGGAGGAGGAACUGGAAAAGCUAAAAGCUGAAAAGCAACCUAUUGGCAAUGUCCUUAAACAGCUUAUAGUUGCUCUUUGUGCAGAAGAGAAUAUGCAAAAAGCCCUUGAAGUGAAAGCCAAAUACGAACCGGACAUGGUGGUUGGUGGCUAUGCAGCCUUGAUAAAUUUGUGCUGUCGACAUGAUAAUGCAGAAGAUGCAAUGAACCUGAAAGAAGAAGUCUACCGUAAGGAUUCAUCUGUUGCUCUUGACACAAACAAGUAUUUAGCCUUGGUGAAAGUCUUAGGAAAGCAUGGCAGACUAGAAGAUGCUAUUAACAUUCUAAAGGAAAUGAAAGAGAAGGAUGUUCCUAUCAGAGAUACAACAGUCACAUCCUUUUUCCACAUCCUUAAUGCUGCAGCCAUGCAAGGUGAAGUUGAAACAGUGAAUCGAUUACAUGAGUCCAUUCUGACGCUGGGCUUAGUAAAGCCUUCUACUAACCUCUGUUCUCCUCUGAUUACUGUUCACCUUGAAAAGGACGAUGUACCUGCUGCCCUGGAAGCUGCAAUUGACUGUUUUAAGAAGUAUGGCAAUAUCCCUAGGCUCCAUGACAUCUUGUGUAGGCUAAUAGAAAAAGGAAAUACUGAUCUCCUGCAGAAAGCCAUGGACUUUGUGAGCCAAGAACGAGGUGAAAUGACGAUGCUCUAUGAUCUCUUCUUUGCCUUCCUAAAUACAGGAAAAUAUAAAGAGGCCAAGAAGAUCAUUGAGACUCCAGGCUUGAGAGCUCGUCCUGGAAGGUUGCAGUGGUUUGCUGAGAAGUGUAUUGCGAAUAACCAGAUGGACAUUUUAGAAAAUAUGGUGGAAAUGACUGAAAAACUAUUUGAGUGUGAUAGAGAUCAGAUGUACUACUACAUCCUACAGUUAUGCAAGAUCAGUAGUGACUGGCGAAGAGCUGAUGCAACUUGGACUAAAAUGCAGGAAGAAAAUGUUAUUCCUCGUGAGAGAACAUUAAGGUUACUAGCUGAUAUUCUUAAGAACAAUGGUCAAGAAGUACCAUUUGAUGUACCUGAGAUCUGGUAUGAAGACUGUGUAGAAUCAGCUCCUGUUUCAGAAAAUAACCCUGAGAAGAAAAUAUUGAUCCUCUGCAAAAAGGGCAAUAUCCAAGAGGCAUACAAUAUUUUACUGGAAGAACAAAAGAAAGAUAUUAUGUUUCCUUCCUUUACAUAUUCCAUUCUUAUAAAAGCAUUGCUGGCUGAAGGCUGUCUUGAGAAAGCCAUCAAUGUGAAAAACAUCGCUGAGACCCACAUCAAGGGCUUCACACUGAACGAUGCUGCCAGCAGCCUCCUCAUCAUAACGCAAGUUAGGCGGGAUUAUUUGAAAGAUGCUAUAUCUACUCUGAAAGCAGUCCUUGAAAAUGACAUGGUGCCUACUCGACUAGCUGUGACUCGGCUCAUUCAGGCUCUGGCUAUGAAAGGAGAUGUGGAGAGCGUACGUACAGUUGAGAAGAUGGUAGAAAACCUGGCAGUUUCCAUUGGUUUAUCUCGCAUGCUUUUUGUCAAUAACACUGUAUUGGCUCACAUCAAGAACAAUAACCUUGAUACGGCAGUGGAAUAUAUUGAGUCUUUGAUUAUUUCGGGAAUGCAAAAUCCUGAUUCACCAAUCACAAGUAUAUCCUAUGUAUUUAGAAAGGUGAUUGAGGAAAAACUGGAGUCAGCUUUGGAAAAAUUAAGUGCCAUGGCAGAGCGAUUGGUCAAUCAAUUUGGAAUUUACAAACCUGCCACGGAUCUUUUUCUUCAGUAUGUGUCUGAAGGAAGAAUAGAUGAUGCCAGAUUGCUACUACAGAGGUGUGGUGGGAUAGCUGAACAAAAGAAAAUUAUGAUGGCUUUCAUUGCUAAAUCUUCACAGAAACCAGGACAGGGGCAGAAAAUCAAGAUGCUGUUAGAUCUGGUUCCUGAUUUCCCGGAAAUGGAAGUUGUAUACUCUUACCUCCUGAAAUGCCAUGUAUUAGACAACGACAUCGUUUCUGCAAAAACUCUGUUUGAGAAAGCAAAAGCUGAGAAUAUUCGGACAGAUGAGAUAUUCCUGAAACGAUUGGCAUUUCUGCUGAAGAGUGCAGGAGAGCCUGUCCCAUUCACUGAACCCCCUGAGUCCUUCCAUUUCUAUGUGAAUAAAUUGAGGAAAGAAAGGCAAGAACUCUCAUCACAUGAUGUAUAAACCUUUUUAUGCUUCAAUUGUUUAUAACUAUGAAGAAUGUUGAAUGUAUUUAAUAUUGUUAGAAAAAAAUAAAACAAUUGAUUAUGUACUUCAGUGUAAAAUAAUUUACUCAAACAUGAUGUGUUUUAAACCUGGUCUUCAGUGACUAAACUGUAACUGAGACAUGCAUUUGGUAGUAGAAAUACAGUUUAUUGCUGUAGAGCUGUUGACUCAACAAUAGAAUAGCCACUUACAUAGCUCUCAUUUUUUUUGUUUGACCUGGUGAAAGUUGAUUACAUUGUGGUCCCCAGUUCUGCUGGAAUUUACUGUAAAUACCCUAUGUGCAGCUAGCUUUUCAGUAUGGCUCUAAUCCAUAGCCCAGUGAAAUCAAUGAGUCUUUCUAUUGACUUCAGUGAGCAUUGGAUCAGGCUUAAAUCAGCAAAUUCCAUGGCUCUAAAAAACCACCAAAAAGAAACUGUAAUUCUGAUGUUCAAUGCAGUGUGCAUCUGUACACUGAAGUUCACAAAUAUAUUCUUGUAUAGUGAGUAAAUAUACACUUUGCACAUUUGUGAAAAGGUAGAAGCUGCUUGGUGUAAUACUUACCGUAACCUGCUCUGAACUAUCUUUAACUUCCUUUGAAAGAUCUCUAGACAAUGUAUUGUGAUAUUUUUUAUUUUUGUUUUUUUAAGUCCACUUUCUUUUCAGUUAAUUUGUACCUACUGUGUAGCUCAAAUAAAACUGCACACAUUUCA